This is a messenger RNA of Manacus vitellinus (golden-collared manakin), 1367 nucleotides long. RefSeq names its product exosome component 7 (gene EXOSC7). The transcript has 8 exons. Lineage: Eukaryota; Metazoa; Chordata; Aves; Passeriformes; Pipridae. The record is from RefSeq and is a predicted model, not a curated record. Gene Ontology annotation, cellular component: nuclear exosome (RNase complex); cytoplasmic exosome (RNase complex). Gene Ontology annotation, biological process: nuclear mRNA surveillance; nuclear polyadenylation-dependent rRNA catabolic process; U4 snRNA 3'-end processing. Bases 46 to 921 code for a protein of 291 amino acids.
GGCAGGAGGGCACUGCGCAGCUGCGGUCCGCAGGCGGCGGCAGGAAUGGCGUCCGUGGUGCUGAGCGAGGCGGAGAAGCUCUACAUCGUGCACGGCGUGCAGGAGGAUCUUCGUGUGGAUGGUCGUGGCUGUGAAGACUACAGAUGUGCAGAAGUAGAAACAGAUGUUGUAUCAAACACAAGCGGAUCUGCAAGAGUAAAGCUGGGAGACACUGAUGUCUUGGUAGGCAUAAAAGCUGAAAUGGGCACACCAAAGUUAGAGAAACCCGACGAAGGAUACCUGGAAUUCUUUGUUGACUGUUCUUCAAACGCUACUCCUGAAUUGGAAGGCCGGGGAGGAGAAGAACUUGGCACAGAUAUAGCAAAUACACUCUACAGAGUAUUUAGCUGCGAGAACAGUGUAGACUUAAAAUCCCUCUGUAUUAAUCCCAGAGAGCACUGCUGGGUUCUCUAUGUCGAUGUAUUGUUAUUGGAAUGUGGUGGGAACAUCUUUGAUGCAAUCUCUAUCGCAGUGAAGGCAGCUCUCUUUAACACAAGAAUACCCAAAGUGCGUGUUCUGGAGGAUGAAGAAGGCACCAAAGAGAUUGAGCUGUCUGAUGACCCUUAUGAUUGUAUUCGACUUAAUGUAGAGGAAGUGCCCUGUAUUGUCACGCUAAGCAAAAUUGGAUAUAGGCAUGUGGUGGAUGCUACCCUUCAGGAAGAAGCCUGUUCUUUGGCAAGCCUGCUUAUUUCCGUGACCAGUAAAGGUGCCCUCACUUCUAUGAAGAAAGUGGGGAAAGGUAGCCUGGAUCCUGAGAGUAUUUUUGAAAUGAUGGAGACAGGACAAAGAGUAGGCAAGUCACUGCACACAGCCCUUCAGAAGAUUUUGGAUGAAGAAGAGAGUUUGGGGACGUCACGGCCAAAAGUUGGAUUUCUAGGAUGAGAUUUUAUUAAAUGUUCAAAACUGUUUUUAAUUAAUUGUGCAAUCUUGUGUGUUUGUGUAUAAAGAGAGGGUUAUUUUUUUUUCCAGUACAGUUCUCAUUCUGGCUAAGAGGCUUUUAAAAUUCUCCUAAGCAUAAAGAAAGCUACAGUUAAGUGCAGAUGAGAAAAUUAGAGAUGCUUUCCAUACAGGUCACUGUUCACACCUGGGAAGUGCACCAGCAGCAAUUGGUGACAUUGCCUGGGAAAUGCUUGAAUCUAUUUUCAAGAGUGACUGGUGUAGGUUCCACUUAAUUCUGUUAGCACACCUUCCACUUCUGUAGACCAGAUGCUGUGUUCUGGAGUGUACUUGAGGCUGUGCAGCACUAAUGGGAGUAGCACAAGGUGGAAGUCUUCCUUCAAAUUACCUAACUAUUCUUCGACUAAAAUGUGGUUAGAUUUUACUAUAAA